This is a messenger RNA of Lynx canadensis (Canada lynx), 2932 nucleotides long. It is a transcript of the gene MLXIPL, whose product is annotated as MLX interacting protein like. Bases 5 to 2518 code for a protein of 837 amino acids. The record is from RefSeq and is a predicted model, not a curated record. Gene Ontology annotation, molecular function: RNA polymerase II cis-regulatory region sequence-specific DNA binding; protein dimerization activity; DNA-binding transcription factor activity, RNA polymerase II-specific. Gene Ontology annotation, biological process: regulation of transcription by RNA polymerase II. The transcript has 17 exons. Gene Ontology annotation, cellular component: nucleus. Lineage: Eukaryota; Metazoa; Chordata; Mammalia; Carnivora; Felidae.
AGCCAUGGCCCGGGCGUUGGCGGGUCUGGCCGCCGGCUUGUCCUGCCCGCGGGUCGUCCCCAGCCAAGACUCGGACUCAGACACAGAUUCGGAGGACCCGAGUAACCGGCGCAGCGCGGGCGGGCUGCUCCGCUCGCAGGUCAUCCACAGCGGUCACUUCAUGGUGUCGUCGCCGCACAGCGACUCGCUGACCCGGCGGCGCGACCAGGAGGGGCCCAUGGGGCCCGCCGACUUCGGGCCGCGCAGCAUCGACCCCACACUCACCCGCCUCUUCGAGUGCAUGAGCCUGGCCUACAGUGGCAAGCUGGUGUCUCCCAAGUGGAAGAACUUCAAAGGCCUCAAGCUGCUUUGCCGGGACAAGAUCCGUCUCAACAACGCCAUCUGGAGGGCCUGGUAUAUCCAGUAUGUGGAGCGGAGGAAGAGCCCCGUGUGUGGCUUCGUGACCCCCCUGCAGGGGCCUGAGGCUGAUGAGCACCGAAAACCAGAGGCCGUGGUCCUAGAGGGCAAUUACUGGAAGCGGCGCAUCGAGGUGGUGAUGCGCGAGUACCACAAGUGGCGCAUCUACUACAAGAAGCGGCUCCGUAAGUGCAGCAGGGAAGGGGAUCUCCUGACCCCAAAGCAGGCGGAAGGGGGUUGGCAACCACCGGAGCGAUGGUGCGAGCAGCUCUUCUCCAGCGUGGUGCCCGUGCUGCUCAGGGGCCCAGAGGAGGAGCCUGGCGGGCGGCAGCUUCUGGACCUGGACUGCUUUUUGUCCGACAUCUCCGACACGCUCUUCACCAUGACUCAGCCCAGCUCCACGCCCCUGCAGCUGCGCCCUGAGGACGCUUACGUGGGCAAUGCUGACAUGAUCCAGCCGGACCUGACACCCCUGCAGCCCAGCCUGGAUGACUUCAUGGAGAUCUCAGAUUUCUUCACCAGCUACCGCCCCCCACAGACACCCACGCCCUCACACUUCCCGGAGCCCCCCAGUUUUGGCACCAUGGCUGACCCUUUCUUCGGCAGUUCGAUCCUGGGCUCAGAGGUGCCCCCUGCCUCGUCAGGCAUGACCCACCUCUCAGGGAAUAACCGCCUGCAGGCUCGGAGCAGCUGCCCUGGCACCCUGGACUCCAGUGCCUUCCUGAACUCUGAUUUCCUCCUUCCUGAAGACCCCAAGCCCAAGCUCCCACCCCCGCCAGCACCCCCACCCCUCUUCCAAUACCCUGCCCUUCCCAAGGGGCCUGGUCUAGAGCCCUGUCCCCCACCCGCCUUCCCUCCCAUGGCUCCUCCCCCUGCUUUGCUGCAGGAAGAGCCUCUCUUCUCUCCUAGAUUCCCCUUCUCUACUGUCCCUCCUGCCCCAGGAGUGUCCCCACUGCCGGCUCCCACUGCCUUCCCACCUACCCCCCAGCCUGGUCCAGGCCCUGCCCCUGCUCCCUUCCCCAUAGACCUUCUACCCUCAGGGUAUCUGGAGCCCCAAUUUGGGCCUCACUUCACAGUGCCCCAAGGCAUGAGGUCCAGAGGCAAGCCCCCCGCCCCAUCCCCUAGAGGGGAGAAGCCCAGCCCCCCAACCUUGGCCCCUGCCACCGCCAACCCCACUACCCCAGCGGGGGGCAACAACCCCUGCCUCACACAGCUGCUCACAGCAGCCAAGCCUGAGCAAGCCCUGGAACCACCACUCGUAUCCAGCACCCUCCUCCGGCCCUCAGGGUCCCCGGAGACAGCCCCUGAAUUCCCCUGCCCCUUCCUACCCCCGACCCCGGCCCCCACACCACCCCGGCCCCCUCCAGGCCCAACCACACUGGCACCUCCCAGGCCCCUGAUUGUCCCCAAAGCGGAGCGGCUCUCGCCCCCAGCACACAGCGGUGGUGAGCGGAGGCUGUCUGGGGAACUCAACUCCAUUCCAGGCCCGGGGACCCUGAGUGUCUGCGUCUCUCCCCCUCAACCCAUCCUAAGCCGGGGUCGUCCAGACAACAACAAGACUGAGAACCGGCGCAUCACACACAUCUCUGCAGAGCAGAAGAGGCGCUUCAAUAUCAAGCUGGGGUUUGACACCCUGCACGGGCUGGUGAGCACACUCAGCGCCCAGCCCAGCCUCAAGGUGAGCAAAGCAACCACACUGCAGAAGACGGCCGAGUACAUCGCCAUGCUGCAGCAGGAGCGGGCGGCCAUGCAGGAGGAGGCCCAGCAGCUACGGGACCAGAUCGAGGAGCUCAACGCUGCCAUUAACCUGUGCCAGCAGCAGCUGCCUGCUACCGGGGUGCCCAUCACGCACCAGCGUUUCGACCAGAUGCGAGACAUGUUCAACGACUAUGUCCGCACCCGGACACUGCACAACUGGAAGUUCUGGGUGUUCAGCAUCCUCAUUCGGCCUCUGUUCGAGUCCUUCAAUGGGAUGGUGUCCACAGCAAGCUUGCAGAGCCUCCGUCAGACCUCACUGGCUUGGCUGGACCAGUACUGCUCCCUGCCUGCUCUCCGGCCAAACACUAACACCGUGACCUGGAGGAUUCAUACUCUCUCUUGGGACCUUCACUUUCCAGUCUGAAAAAUGGGGAUGGAGAAGCUUCAACCAGAAGAUGAUCCUAAGGCCUUAGCAACUGUGAUACUUGGGGCCUAAGCUGACAACUCAGGGAGCUUGUAGGAGGAAGGGGGAUGAUCCUGUUUCCCCACCAUCUCUCCCUGUACCCCCCCCCCCCAAAAUAGGGCACAGGCCUCUGUUUCUGAUCAGAGAGACAGAAAAGGAGCGUCCCAUUCUCUGCUCCUCCGCUGGUAGCCCAGUGGGGGGUAGGGUGCUGCAGGAUGGCAAACCUGGGUGAGGCCAGGAAGGUCUGAUCCCAGGAGAGAGCAGGGCAGGAGGUGGCCAGACCAGGGCAGGCAUCUUGUGUGCGUGUGGAUGCGUGUGUGUGGAUUUUGUAAAGAAUUUUCAACCAAUAAAAACAAAAACUGUUGGGGACUGUCA